Ilyonectria robusta is the source of this 1377-nucleotide messenger RNA. RefSeq names its product acyl-CoA dehydrogenase family member 10. The transcript is spliced from 4 exons. Lineage: Eukaryota; Fungi; Ascomycota; Sordariomycetes; Hypocreales; Nectriaceae. The record is from RefSeq and is a predicted model, not a curated record. Bases 1 to 1377 code for a protein of 458 amino acids. Gene Ontology annotation, molecular function: oxidoreductase activity, acting on the CH-CH group of donors; flavin adenine dinucleotide binding.
AUGUCGCCCAGUUCCAGCGUUGACAAUCCCGCCCUCGAUGGCCCGGCGUUUAGCCACCUCCCUCAAUGGGUAAAAACCAAACUUCGGCCGAUUGCCAUUGAGAAGAUCCAGGCUGUCUAUGACUGGGUGGAAAAUGAGUGCAUCCCGCGGGAGCCCGUGAUGGCUGCACAGGUUGACGCCAAGAGGUGGGCAACACCGCCCUUGAUGCAUGAGCUCCGUGAUCGAGCCAAAGCGCUUGGUCUCUUCAACCUCUUCUUAUCCGACCACUUCGAGGAGAGCCCCGGCCUUACCAAUCUUGAGUAUUCGUGUUGUGCUGAGAUUAUGGGUCGCUGUUACUGGGCCGCCCAGACUAUGAACUGCCACGCUCCCGAGACCGGAAACAUCGAACUGCUCGCCAAGUACUGCAACAAGGAACAAAAGGAACAGUGGCUGAAGCCCCUGAUGGAGGGAACUGCGUCAUCCGCUUACAGCAUGACCGAGCCCGACGUUGCCGCCUCCGAUGCGACUAACAUCGGAAUUCGCAUUACCCGUGAUGGCGACGAGUACGUUAUCAACGGCAGAAAGCUCUACUCAAACUGCCUCUGGAACAAAGACCUCUCUUUUUACAUCUUGAUGGGUCUAACCGAUCCCGAAGACCCCAACAAGUGGAACCGCCACACCAUGAUCAUUGUUCCUUGCGACACCCCUGGCAUUACUCAGGUCCGAAACCUGUCAAUCAUGGGCUAUGACUGGGCCCCCGACGGCCAUGGUGAAUACAUCUACGAGAACUGCCGAGUCCCUGCCAAGAAUGUCAUCGUUUCCCCUGGAAAGGCUUUCAUGAUUGCUCAAGGUCGACUUGGUGGUGGAAGAAUCCAUCAUUGCAUGCGGUUGAUUGGACAAGCAGAGAGGGCGUACGAGCUUGCUCUUAUGAGGUGCAAUGACCCCAAGAAGAAGCCUAGAGGCAAGUUGAUUGGCGAAUUCGACUCGAAUAUCGAGAGAAUUGCACAGAUGCGACUCGAAAUCGACUCUAUGCGCCUCAUCGUAUGCAGUGCUGCCGACACCAUGGACAAAGUAGGAAACAAAGAAGGCAAACGAUGCAUCGCCAUGUGCAAGGUUCUUGUCCCUCACAAGGUCACUGAGAUCAUCGACGAGGUGAUGCAAAUAUGGGCCGGACAAGGACUUACUCAGCACACGCCCCUUCCCCAGCUCUGGACAUAUGCCAGAUUUGUUCGUGUAGCUGAUGGACCCGACGCGGCUCACAGGCACCAAGUUGGGCGGGAGGAGAUGAAGAAGGGUAAGGAGGUCACGGAGAGACACCAAGAAUACAACCGAAAGGCCAAGAAGUUUGCAGAACUUAGUGGCGAGAAGUUCAGAAUGAUGCCAGAAGAUACUCUGUAA